Molecule: messenger RNA, 1452 nt
Organism: Geodia barretti
Lineage: Eukaryota; Metazoa; Porifera; Demospongiae; Tetractinellida; Geodiidae
Source: the annotation of a GenBank genome assembly
GUGUCAGCUACCGUCCCUACUGCUGAUGUGUAGCCAUCUGACAUUGUGCUCACCAGAUCAGUACAUGCCGUCCAUAGGACUGACUGACAGUCGAAUUGGUCGGGAAGUCUAUUGUGGGCAGCCAUAAUGCGCCCAAAUAUUCCUCUUGUGUCGCUGACAGGGGUAGGUAACGGCCGAAAUCGGCGUACGCUUAGCUUGGGAAGGCGCACCGGCAUCCACAUCUUGGUUUGUGACACCACCAGAUGCAGGAGACCCCCGAUGCGCCUUCCCAGAGAAUGCUAUCAGAUGCAAAAAACGAUUGAAACGCAUUUACCUCACCUCUCCCAGGCACAAAUGACCGGCCUGGCGCUGUGGGUCUGCGGGGCCAUCCUCGCCGGCAGCGCCUGCCAGAACGCCGUGGCCUCGGCCCUCUCCCCUUGGCGCAAGUGGAACAACCUGCGCCAGUAUCUCCGGGAGUGGCUCUACGACGGCAGCGACCGGACCAGUCCCUGCCAGACCCAACUGGACGUAACUCUCUGCUUCGCGCCCCUGCUCCGGUGGGUCCUGGCCUGGUGGUAUUCCGAACGUCUCGCCCUGGCCAUCGACCCCACGCUCAAGGGCGACCAGACCACCGCCAUCGUCAUCAGCGUGCUCUACCGCAGUUGCGCCAUCCCCGUGGCCUGGCACAUCCGGCACGCCGACCAGCCCGGCUCCUGGAUGGACCCCACCGUGGAACUGCUGCAAGCCUUGGCCCCAGCGGUUCCCGAGAAUAUGACCGUCAUCGUGCUCUGCGACCGGGGCAUCGCCAGUCCCAAGCUGUGGCAGCAAAUACGGGAUCAAGGCUGGCACCCCGGUAUGCGCUACCGGAAGAACAUCACUUUCGGCGCUGACGGCGGCAAACGAUUGCCCGCCCAGCGCUUCGUCUCCCGUCCCGAUACGGCGUGGAUUGGCCGCGGCACCGCCUUCAACACCCCCAAGGCCCAACGCCGCUGCACCCUGCUGGUGGUCUGGUACUCCGAACAGGAGGAGCCCUGGAUCAUCCUCACCGACCUUGCGCCCGACCAGGUGGGUCCCAGUUGGUACGCCCUGCGCUUCUGGAUCGAGCUGGGCUUCAAGGCCAUCAAGAGCCUGGGCUGGAAAUGGGACAAGACCCGCCGCACCGACCCCACCCGCGUCUCCCGCCACUGGCUGGUGCUGUCGGUGGCCACCCUGCUGGCCCUGGCCUACGGCACCAGGGUGGAAGACGCCCAGGAGCGGAGGAUUGCUCCAGGGAACCUGCGGGCGCCGCCCAAAGCGCUGGCUCCCAAUCACCGUGACCCUUGGAGCCGUCCGGCGCGCACCGUGAGCGUAAUCCGCCACGGAAUCGACUGGCUCCGGCGGUUGCUGAUCAAGGGCCGCCUCUGGAGCCGCGUCUGGCUGCUGCCCGAACCCUGGCCGGAACCCAAGCUUAACCUGGAGAUUACUCGUCAUGUC